UUAUCACUAUAUAUUUCAUUUUCUAAAUCUUCAUAUGUAUACAUAUUUUCAGGCUUGGGAAGAAAUUUUUUUUCAAAAAAUGAAAGAGAACGCCGAUGAAGAAAAAAGACUUGCCUUGGAAAAGGGUAACAUGUUCCAUGGGGUUCCAUUCAUAACGGUAAUUGGCGAUGGAGGCUGGGCUAAAAGGUCUUAUGGACAUGGGAUGAAUUCUAGUGGCGGAGUGGGUGUAAUAAUUGGAGCUGAAACUAAGAAAAUAUUAUUCAUUGGUGUGAGGAAUAAGUUUUGUUUUUCUUGCGCAAAUCCCAAAAAGAAAAAUGCCGAACAUGUAUGUUACAAAAACUACACGGGGCCAAGUACUGGAAUGGAGAGCAGCAUUAUUGUUGAAGGUUUUCGGAGAAGUGAGGAAGACUAUGGGCUGAUCUACAAAAAUUACAUUGGAGAUGGUGACUCAAGCGUGUAUGCUAAGAUUCAAGAGGGGUGUUCUUAUGGUAGAUACGUUCAGAAGAUUGAGUGCGCCAACCACGUGACUCGUGCUCUGAAUGACAACCUUCACAAGGUGGCAGAAAAUACGCAGUUUCCACUCUCUUCUCGGAAACUCUUGAGCAAGCCUGCUCCAGGUGAGACGGUUAGCCGAUUGGAAAGAAUUGUGAAGGGGGUUAGGACAGCCAUAAAAGAAGCCGGUGUGAAUAGAAACGCUCAAGACAUGGUGAAUCUCAGGGCUACACUGAAAAAUGCUCCUGAUCAUGUUUUUGGGAAUCACAACAAAUGUGGAACAUUCUGUAAAAGGAAGGAAUUAAACGAGGAAAAUGUUCUCCCAGAAAUUGAUGUGGUUGUCAUGAGCAAGAUAAGAACACUGAUCGGAAAUGUGGAGUCAAAAGCAGAGAGCCUGGUCUUCAACGAAACAACCAAUAUUGCUGAAAGGUACAUGGGAUGUGUGGCAAAAUUCACAGGCGGCAAAAGAGUCAAUUUUUCAACAGGUGGUUCUUUCAAAAGGAGGUGUGUUGGGGCGGGACUUGCACACACUGCAGGAUCUGGCUGGCAUCUAAGUCCAUGGAAAAAAUUCAAAAACAAAAGUCCUGGGGCAAUUUUCAAAAAGAAGAUUUUGAUGCGAGAGAAGAGAAGCAUGAAAAGAAAAUUGCUCUUUGAAGUUAAUCAACCAAAAAGAAAACGUCGAGUGGGAGGAGGAGGCUACGAUGCUGAGUAUGGUCCACUAGCAGUCAAAGCUGACAUUGACGUUCAAGAAAUGAUGGAAAAAAGUGAACAUUUCCUGCAAGAGCUCAGGAAAGAUGUUGAGUUUGGAAACCUCAAAUUGAACGAAGACACUAUAGGCCAGCACACGAAUGCACUUUGGAGAGAGAAGAGAAUCAGUCGCCUAACUGCAUCUAAAUUUGGUGCAGUUGCCAAGAGACUUGACCACACUCCUUGCCAUAACCUGGUCAAGUCAAUAAUUAUAAAGCGGCCACUUUACACAGAAGCUGUAACUUUUGGCCGGGACAACGAGGAAAAGGCUAUAAAGCUGUAUGAGGACCUCACUAAAUCUAUGGUCAAAAAGUGUGGCCUCUUUGUGGACCUAGAAGAUCCUUUCCUAGGUGCCAGUCCAGAUGGACUCAUAGGAGAUGAUGGGCUCAUUGAGGUGAAGUGCCUACACUCGGUGAAAGAGCUGGGCCUGAAAGAACACCUUAGUAUAAAUAGAAAUACAUGUUUAGAAAUUGUUGAUAAUAAUAUGAGACUGAAGAGAAAGCACGAUUAUUAUUAUCAAGUGCAAGGCCAGCUCAAUAUCACUAAUCGCCAAUGGUGUGAUUUUGUGGUAUUCACAAGAAAAGGUGAAUUGUUUGUGGAGAGGAUCGAACGGGACCAAUGUUUUUGGAGGAAGGUACUUCCAAAAUUGAAAAAAUUUUACUUGGAAUGUAUUGUUCCUGAAAUAGUGGACAGUCGAUUAGUACGGGGCCUAAGAAUUCGAGAUCCACCAUUUAUCAUGGAAGCUCAAAAAAAACAAAAAGAGAAACAAAAUGAAAAAAAGAAUUAAAUAAUGGGAUGUCGAUUUCACAUGAGUAUAUUUACAUAUGUCAAAUUAUUAAAACCACUCGAAUUUUGACAUGACAAAUCGUACCUCACUUAUAUCAGUGAUUCAGUUAUUGUCAUUGAGGAUAAAUUUUUGUGUUUCUGAUAGUGCUAAACCGGAUUUUAGAUUGUAAAACUUUGUUUUCUCUAUUUUUUUAUAAUAAUGAUAAUAAUAUUAUAUUUUUAUACAAUUUUUAAAGAAUACAUUCAAACAUUAAUGGUUCUAACAUUACUGCCAGGCUACUACAAUUCUGGAAUAUUUCUGUACGAUACUACUGUGAGUUCUAUUACCCCAAAAUUAUAUCGAAAAUGUGUAUCUCCUUCACUUUGCCAUGGUAAUUCAACAGGAAAUGUAUUAUUGUCGAUACAGUAGGCUACUAAUAUUUCGAGCUUUCUACCUAAUUCAAAAUUUAUAAUUUCCCACCUACUAUAUAGGUAAGUAACAAAAUUCUUCAUCUAUUUUCCACAUAUUAUAAAAAAAUAAUAUGGCUGUAUAUAUUAUGUUAGUGAAUGAUGUACAAUAAUACUUUUAUAGUUGUAAGUAAUUCCAAUGAGCUAUUGAUUAUUCAUUGUCAUUCCAGACACCCUAUAAAGUGAAAACAUUUUGUACAUAGUAAUUGUAAUAUUGGAAUGGAAAAAGUUCACUCAAAACCGUUCUUAUUAGUAAAACUUUAGCAGUUGUUAUUGAUUAAUGGAGUAUUAAUAUUAAAAUGAGUGGAUAAUUAUUUCUUUUGAUAUUAAUUUUAAACAUACAUUUUAAUUUGUUACCCCUGUUAGUUAUAUGGUUAAGUAUUAUAAAACCAAAAAUUGAGUAUUUUCUAUAGAGUAAAAAUUCCUGAUUUUUAUUUUAAACUCUUAUUAAAACAUAUGCAUAUAUUUUAAAAACGUUUAUGAUAAAAACUAAACACGACACAAAAUCACUUGAACAUGAAUGAGAAUAAUAUAAAACAUUGACUUGAAAUUUAGAGCACGAAAAUUGAACCCGAAAAUAUAAUAUUAAAAUGAAUGGAUGAUAUUCAAUUAUUUCUUUAAAUCUAUUAUACCUCUUCUCAUUUCUCUUCAGUAUAAAGCAAAAAUAGUAAGUAGUUUGAAUUGAAUUUAUUAAUGAUUUUUUUUAAACAAAACUUACAAGACAAAUUAUCCUAUAAAAAGAGGAUGAAUGCAGGUAUACGUUGUUGCUUUGCACCAUUUGAACAAUAAAAUAUGAUUUGUUAAGUGAACCAAAUUUCAAUUUUUUCUACUGACAUUUAGUUAUUAGAAUGAUUGUCGGAUGAAGCGAUACGCAUAGAAAUUUAGCAAGCCAUUCGGCCGGCUUUUGAGUUUGACUCUGCAACUGCAGUGUUUCAAAAUUUCCACUCUCAAGGCCGAAAGCUGCGUUCUGAAUGAGAGAGAGAGCACAGAGAAGGAAUGCUCUGUGGAAUGGGUGUGCGAUUUUGCUUGGAGAGGG
Molecule: messenger RNA, 3508 nt
Organism: Nilaparvata lugens (brown planthopper)
Lineage: Eukaryota; Metazoa; Arthropoda; Insecta; Hemiptera; Delphacidae
Exons: 3
Coding region: 35-2026 (663 amino acids)
Source: RefSeq, a predicted model, not a curated record